GUCGCCACCACCCUCGCUUGCUUUCGCAUUUUUUCCAGGAGAGGCGUCAUGGGGCGGGUCAUCCGUGCUCAGAGGAAGGGUGCUGGUUCCGUUUUCAAGUCUCACACGCACCACCGCAAGGGUGCUGCGAGGUUCAGAAGCCUCGACUUCGGCGAGCGAAAUGGGUAUCUGAAAGGUGUGGUCACCGAUGUCAUUCACGACCCUGGUCGUGGAGCUCCUCUCGCCAAGGUUACAUUCCGCCACCCCUUCAGGUAUAAGAAGCAGACGGAGCUCUUUGUUGCUGCGGAGGGUAUGUACACUGGCCAGUUCGUUUACUGCGGCAAGAAAGCCUCCCUUGUGGUUGGUAACGUGUUGCCGAUCAGAUCCAUCCCCGAAGGAGCUGUUAUUUGCAACGUCGAGCACCACGUCGGUGACCGCGGCGUAUUUGCUAGGUGUUCUGGCGAUUAUGCUAUUGUUAUCAGCCACAACCCAGAUAACGACACUUCCAGGAUCAAGCUUCCAUCUGGUGCAAAGAAGAUUGUUCCCAGUGGCUGCCGUGCCAUGAUUGGGCAGGUGGCAGGCGGAGGGAGAACAGAAAAGCCCCUUCUUAAAGCCGGUAAUGCUUACCACAAGUUCAGGGUGAAGAGAAAUUGCUGGCCUAAGGUUCGUGGUGUGGCUAUGAACCCCGUGGAGCAUCCUCAUGGAGGAGGUAAUCACCAACACAUUGGUCAUGCAAGUACUGUCAGGCGUGAUGCUCCUCCUGGCCAGAAGGUCGGUCUCAUUGCUGCCAAGAGAACCGGUCGUCUUAGGGGGCAAGCUGCCGCAACUGCUGCUAAGGCUGAUAAAAGCGCUUGAGGAGAGUCCUAGAUUAUUGUUUAUUUGCAUUCUAGUAGAAAGACAAUAUAAUGCUGAAUUUUCAAUCAUGUUUCACAACCCCCAUUCUCAUAAUUUUAAGCUUUUCUCAACUUAAUGAUUCUAGAGUAAGCAAAAUUUUCAACCAAAAAAACUAGUAUUUAACUAUCCCAACAGUUAUCCUUUCAGGGGCAGCUUGCAUUUGCCUCGGGGCAGUAAGACUAAGACUGUUCUCUUUAAUUUAUUUGUAGCUUAAGGUGUCA
Molecule: messenger RNA, 1094 nt
Organism: Neltuma alba
Lineage: Eukaryota; Viridiplantae; Streptophyta; Magnoliopsida; Fabales; Fabaceae
Product: 60S ribosomal protein L8-3
Exons: 2
Coding region: 49-834 (261 amino acids)
Biological process (GO): cytoplasmic translation
Cellular component (GO): cytosolic large ribosomal subunit; ribosome
Molecular function (GO): RNA binding; structural constituent of ribosome
Source: RefSeq, a predicted model, not a curated record